Sebastes umbrosus (honeycomb rockfish) is the source of this 5498-nucleotide messenger RNA. RefSeq names its product leucine rich repeat containing 38b (gene lrrc38b). The transcript is spliced from 3 exons. Lineage: Eukaryota; Metazoa; Chordata; Actinopteri; Perciformes; Sebastidae. Gene Ontology annotation, cellular component: voltage-gated potassium channel complex. Bases 903 to 1778 code for a protein of 291 amino acids. Gene Ontology annotation, molecular function: transmembrane transporter binding; potassium channel activator activity; voltage-gated potassium channel activity. The record is from RefSeq and is a predicted model, not a curated record.
UAGAGAGAAUACAAACUCAGAGGCAGUCGUCGGACUGGCAUGGCUGUGUGCAGCUCAGCACUGCGAUCUACAUCCAUGAGGCUCCUGCCUGGACGUUUGGAUUCUCUCUGCACGGCAACGCAGCCUUGAAACAGGUGCUGGACAGCAUGUUGCAGCUGCAUUGGGAGAUAGAGAGGGAAUAAUAAGGAGGGGGGGGGGGGGACAACCUUACCACACACUUGAGCGAUGUACCGUGAGAUUCUCUCUCUCUCGUUUCAGACCGUCAGGCUUUUCUGCACAGAGACCUGGGACUAAUGGAGGGAUGCAAUGACGUUACUCUCUGCUUGUCAUGCUUGAAUCACAGCUUCAUAUAUCCUUUUGUACCGGAGACCCUAUUGUCUGCAUCUGUCACUGCCGCCAGAUCAACCGUGGGGUAGCGUGGCGGACGGAGCCCCCUCCUCAACCCCCCUCUCCCUCGUCUGUGCCCCUGGCUUCUCAUCACUCCCAGCUCGCUCGUGUCUAUUUACCUCUCUUAAGCCACCCUCCCCUUUCUGUUAAGCUCCGUCUCUCUUGCCCUUCCGCUCCCUACUGCUUACUAUCUCCCUCUCUUUGCUCCUUCAAAGCAGGCAGUCUGCUUUUCCAUGCGAGCAGCUUGCUACAUGAUCUCCCGGAGAACAGUUUUCACCGCCGGUCUGCCUCCUCGCAAUUCCCGAGCCCUUCCAGAUUUCCAUCUCUACGACGGCAGGAUGCUCCCACGCGAGGAUUGAUCCCCAUCCGCCCCUUUUCACUCUCCCCUUCCCCUCCCUUGUCCUGAUCUCCUGCCCUCUGACCCUCACCCUGUUGUUCUCUACCCCCACCCUAACUCUCCCAUUCACCCUCACCCCGAGCCUCUUUCCCCCAUAACUCAUUUCACCCCCUUGACCAUGUUGCCAUGUGUCUGCUGGCUCCAACUUAUCCUCAUCUUGCUGUCCUCUGUCUCAUGGACCCGGGGGGAGAACUGCCCAACAUCCUGCAUGUGCCCAGAUCCUCACACUGUGGACUGCAGCGGACGUGGGCUGACCCGUCUACCCAAAGCGAUCCCCUUGGAUGUGCGCAGGCUGUUGCUGUCCGACAACUGGAUACCCCGCAUCCCCUCGGACUUCCUGGUUCUGUACAGUGACUUGGUCUACCUGGACCUCCGGAACAACUCCCUCUCCCAAAUAGAACCGGGGACCCUCAGCACCUCUUCCAGGCUGGUCUUCCUGGACCUGGGCAGCAACAAUCUGACUGAAAUCCCCAAGGGGACUUUCGGGGAGUCUCGGAGCCUGAUCAAACUACGGCUGGGCAACAACCCGUACCUGAGCAUGGUGAACGAGGACGCUUUCCUCGGCCUCACCUCUCUGAGAGAACUGGAACUGGAGCGCAACGCACUGUCCACGCUACAGGUGGGGGCGCUGAGUCAGUUGCCCUCCCUGCGGGCGGUGAGGCUAGAGGGCAACCCCUGGGUGUGCAACUGCAACUUUGCCAGCCUGUUCGCAUGGCUGAUGGAGAACAGUAACAAGCUUCCAAACGGGGUGGAAGGCAUGGAGUGCUCCCUCCCCAUGGACGGCAGACGCGUAUCCCUGACCCAGCUCUCCAAGGACAGCUUCCGUGAGUGCCAGGCCUCACUGACUCUAACAGACCUGCUUAUCAUCAUCUUCUCUGGCAUCUCCGUGUCUGUGGUGGCCAUCAUGACAAGCUUCUUCCUGGCUUCAACUGUUCAUUGCUUCCAGCGCUGGAGUAAAGGCACCAAGGGGGAUGAGGAAGAGAGUGAGGAGUGAGAAUUGGGUUCAGUUUUAAGGGCCCACGUGGUCCUGGUACUUCAAACAAUGAGAGGACACAACGCAGACAGUGUGCGCUAAGUUUCAUGCUGCCUCCUCCCUGGUGAACAUCCAGGACUGUUUAACGGUAGGAUCUUGCCCUAGUACGGUUGCAGUUGUUUUCUUUGCACAUGAGAUAUGGUAACGAAGGACAUUCCCAAGAAUGAGCCAACAAGAAAUAGUGUGUGCCCUGCUCCACUUGCAGAAUGAUAUUACAGAGAUCGUAUUUUUGGCUGUGACAGCCUGUGGUCAUCUUUUAUGGCUACUGGCUCUUGGCUCGAUGUUGAAGGCCUUCGUGAAUAUAGUGAGGCUCACACCUUUAUAAUGAAAGAGUAGAAGUGUUGCUGCAGUGCUGUCACAUUAGUAUUAGAAAUCCUGUAAAGUGACAUUAGGGCAAACUUUUAGAUGAUUUUCAUGGGGCUUUAGGGCAGAAUCCGUGAUCCCAUAAAAAAAGGAUGUCAUACCGAACCAAUGACCUCAGUAAUUAACUGCCUAUAACAUGAUAUGCUGGCAUAUCCUGCCAUUUUACAAUGUCUUUUUUGGACAGCCUCACUCGCAUUCAAAAGUGGUUCACAAGCCACUCUACCGUUGGCAAAUACUGUUGUUCCUUCUGCGUGUAAAAUUAGACAGUGGCAGAGGUGACAGUCGAGCAGGAAGGAUCUGGAUAAUGGCGAGAUGUAACUGUGCUGUAGGCAGGAAGAGAGUCUUUCAGCAGUAUAUUCAUUAUAUAAUCACAAAUUAAUGUACAAAAGAUAACAAUGUACAGUCAAGCAAACAUAUAAAUCAAGAGGAUAUACUGUAUGUUCCUUAGAUUGAUAACUGUGACCUGUGUAGAACGAUAAAAUAUAAUCUUGAAAAUUAUGGCAAAUACGGUACUAAAAUAGAAUCUACGUAUAACUAUUGUGUCAAAUAACGCACUUUAUAUGGUGAACCUAAUUUUGGCGAGCCCCUAAUUACACUAUGUAGACUGGUUUUGUCUUCAUCUGCCAAAGAGUAGGUUAGGGUGAAGGAGAGAUUGCAUAUAAGGACUUUGUUGUGGAUGAUGUGUUAUUUAGUGAGGUAGGGAAGGCAGCACUACGUAUAGCCAAAUCGCGCUUUGUAUACACACAUUAUACUCAACAUUUAUGGUCUCCAAAGAUUAGCAUUUCUCCUAGAACCAGCUGUCUUACUUUGCUUCAAACAUGGUAGUCUUUAAUUUCAACAGGGACUUCAGAAUAUAUGGAACAUUUUUGUUUUGUUUAAGAUAACCAGAAUUGAUACUCAGUCAGCUUAUUCUCCUAUUACUGAACAUCUUCCAAUAUCUUGUAGUAAAGCUGCAUAUUUGAUAUCCUGGAAAGGUGUCGUAUCAAAACUCUCACUGUAUCAACAGCAUCUGCAUUCACAAGAGCGACAGUACAGUACAAUCUAAAUUAAAUAAUGCAGCACCCUGAAUAGGAUGGGUUCCUGUUUGUUAUUUGCGUCCUGUAUGUUUAAAUCCUCAUCCAUUAUUAGCAUUUGGAAUGCUCAGAGUUGGAGUAUUUCUUUCCCAGAGAUUAUAAGGUAUGUUGCAUUGCUUCUCACAUUCUUGUAAGGCAUGAAUUAUUCAGCGAAAUUGAGAUAUGAACCAGAAAGAAUGUCAAACCUCCAAAUGCAAACAAGCAGAUAUAAAAAGAGCCGUGAGCAAAUGGAGUUAUAAUUUUUGCGUGGUCGUAACCCUGGAUGUGCAGCAUUGUGAAGCACAUUUUGCAGAAAUGACAAGAAAUAAAUAUGGCCUUAUUUAUUUUUGUUAUUUUUCAUUGGUAUCAGCAUCAAUAAAAGCACAACAAUUUGACAGGAAGGGAUUCUAGUACACACUUUUAAUCACAUGUUGUACCAUCCUGUAUUGCCGCAGUAUGUUUUCAUUAUUGUGUAUUGUCACAUCCUAUAAACAAUGUAGGUUUGUACUGUAUGGAUGUUGUGUAUAAAUUUGAAGACAAAUUCAAGGCACAUGCCCAUUGGAAGUCCAUUUUUUAACAGUCAAUUGACCUUUCGCUAAACCCCCCACACCCUGAACAGCAAUUGUCCAAUCAUAGCUUAGUAACUGUAGCAUGUCAACAGGCCUGUCCAGCUUUGAAUGAAGCGGUGUGCGUGGGGCUCAAAGAAGGGCGAUAUUCCGUAAGAGUUUGGAGGCUAGCGUCUUUUUUUGUAGUCUUUCAAAACCCUAAAAUACAAGAGCAAAUGUGUGAGGAAUGAAUUAAACUUUGCUGCAAACGUUAGCAUGUCCGGCUAACUGGCUUACUUCCUACAGUAGUAACCAAAUGUUUCUUCCAAUUGCAAUGGGCAUGCUAUUAGCUUACUACAUUAUUUUUUGAAGUUACAGGUUACAUUAGAAAAAUACCUGUUCAAGACUGACCACAGGAUGUGAGCCAAGAUGCUACUAUCAGGCUUCAGAUUAAUGAUAGCAAUUAUUCAAGGGAUCUUUUAGAGCAAAUACGAUUUUAAUUAACUUUUCAUUUUUUUUUACAAUACUGUAUGAUGCUAACUAGCUCUCCCGUGAAAUACACAAACAAUGCUGCUCAUUUGUUUACAUGUCCUGUACAUGGAUCAACAACUGAUGAGCAUGCUGAUGUUGACCUAUAGGACAUGUAGCUUUAGGCUGCAUUCACACCAGAUCCGUUGGUGUGGUGAAAAUGAAAGUCCUCCCAUUCAUUUUGAAUAGGGGUAGUGCGUUUGGGCUGCGGCUGACGUAAAAAUAGAAACAGAAUCAACUUUUGGAGGAACGCAACGUGACGCCACACUGCGGUGGGCAAUCACAUAACCAGCAAUCCAGAGCUGUACAACCCAGCCAUGAGGUUGACAUUAACCGCCGUGCAGUCAAUGGGCCAUUAGUAACACUCCCACACCGCCGCACAACCCUGCGGCAAAUUGCCACAACCCCUGAUAUGGUGUGAAUGCAGCCUUAGCCUCAGUCUUUUAGCAUGAUAUCAUGCAUGCAACCAUCAAUUGCAUAUUCGAGACCUUCUUACAGAGAUCUCAUUUUAAAACGUAUCCGACGGAAACAAUUAAAACCACAAGAUAGCUAAAGUGGAUUCAUUAGGUUAAGAGGUUUUCUUUCUCCCAGUUGAAGAAACUGCUUUAUUAACUGAUAUCUGAAGGUUCAUGUGCUGUAGUCAAGGAAUCAGAAGGAGAGUUUUUAUACAUAUCAUUAUCAUUUCCAACUACUGUGUAGUUACUGUAUAUUAACAAAUUAUUAUGUUAGCUGUUAGCUUGAAGCAUAUGUUAGCAUGACAAUUUUCUUUCUCUUACUCAUUUAUUAAGUAACAACUAUGAGCACAUUAGAGCAUGCACUGUUGAGUUACCUACAGUAUAAAGUUCAGAUUCAUGUCUAUUUUUCUAUUAAACCUUUCAGAAUGAAGCAUUUAUUUACUCGUCAGUCCCCCAAAGUCAUUUUCUGGCAUUACGCACCCUGAAAAGCAGAGACACCGGUGGCUGCUUUUGUAUACAGUUUGUCUUGACAUAGCUUCAAAUACCAAAAUCCAUGUUACAGUAUGUUUUGUCAGAUAAAUGUCAGAAUGGCUCAAAUGGAAAUAAAGUGACAGAGAGGAGUGUGAAGUUGUUGCUGCAGCUGAAUGCAUUUCCAAAUGUCAAACAGACCAUAAUGUGUAGCUGUAUAUUGAUGUUUGGUUAAAAAAAGAAAAUACAAUAAAAUCCAUUUUUUCUGUC